UCUUGCGCGCUCCCCGGCCGCCGGCCCCAGCCGCUCCCUCACCGCCCGCACCCGGCGCCACUCCGAGACCAGGAGGCACCGGGCCCGAGCCGGAGCGGGGGUCUUCCCUGCCUCCUAGCGUCCCGGAGCGGAGGAUCGGCCGUGGAGGACCGCGCCCGGGCUGGGGGCGCUCGCGGCACCGAGAGCGCCGGCUGCGCCAGACCGUGCCUGAUGGAAGCCUGGUGUGGACAAUGAGGGAAGAACGCACCUGCCACCCCCUAGAGGCGAGCCCGGAGCGAGCCCCGGAUGGCCCCUCGAUCCGGAACGAUGCGGCUGGCCUGCAUGUUCUCCUCCAUCCUGCUGUUUGGAGCCGCAGGCCUCCUCCUCUUCAUCGGCCUGCAGGACCCUACGGAGCUCACCCCCCAGCAGGUGCCAGGAAUUGGUGCCAGCCUCCCCCAGCUGCUCGAGCCAGAAACCAGAGUCUCCCAGUUGCAGUUGUGUGCCGGAGCCAGCCUGUGCCAGCCCGUGAGAGCCGACGGUUCACACCCCUUCCCAGCUGCCAGCUGCCACGGAAUAAAGUUCAACAUCAGGCCGCAGCAGCCCCACGACGACUUCCCACCAGGCGGUUCCCAGGAUGGUGACUUGAAGGCGCCCACAGAGAGGGGCACCCGAGACUUGUCCAGCCUGACCCCACAGCCGGGCAGCCCGGGGCAGCUGGUCCCCGACCAGCCUGCACCCCACUUAAAGACGGGGCCCCGCCCACGGCUCCAGCAGCGCCGCCGCCGGCUGCUUAUUAAGAAAAUGCCAGCUGCGGCCGCAGUGCCCGCCAACAGCUCGGCCAGCGCCCCUGUGCGGCCCGGUGCCCGGGCGCUGGACGGCCGCGGGGUCAGCCUGCAGCAGCGCCAGCGGGAGCGCAAGCACCUGAUGCGCGAGGCCUGUGCCAAGUACCGGGCGAGCGGCGGCCGGCGCGCCGUCACGCCGCGCCACGUGUCCCGCAUCUUCGUGGAGGACCGCCACCGCGUGCUGUACUGCGAGGUGCCCAAGGCGGGCUGCUCCAACUGGAAGCGGGUGCUCAUGGUGCUGGCCGGGCUGGCCGCGUCCGCCGCCGACAUCCAGCACAACACGGUCCACUACGGCGGCGCCCUGCGGCGCCUGGACACCUUCGACCGCCAGGGCAUCCUGCACCGCCUGGGGACCUACACCAAGAUGCUGUUUGUCAGGGAGCCCUUCGAGAGGCUGGUCUCCGCCUUCCGCGACAAGUUCGAGCACCCCAACAGCUACUACCACCCCGUGUUUGGCAAGGCCAUCCUGGCGCGCUACCGGGCCAACGCGUCGCGGGAGGCGCUGCGGACGGGCUCCGGCGUGCGCUUCCCCGAGUUCGUCCAGUACCUGCUGGACGAGCGCCGGCCCGUGGGCAUGGACAUCCACUGGGACCACGUCAGCCGGCUCUGCAGCCCCUGCCUCAUCGACUACGACUUCGUGGGCAAGUUCGAGAGCAUGGAGGACGACGCCAACUUCUUCCUGAGCCUCAUCCGCGCGCCGCGGAACCUGACCUUCCCGCGGUUCAAGGACCGGCACUCGCAGGAGGCGCGCACCACGGCGAGGAUCGCGCGCCAGUACUUCGCGCAGCUCUCGGCCCCGCAGCGGCAGCGCACCUACGACUUCUACUACAUGGACUACCUGAUGUUCAACUAUUCCAAGCCCUUUGCAGACCUGUACUGAGGGGCGGGGCCAGCCGGCCUUGGGGGCGGGGCCUGCCGCGCCCACUCACCUGUCCAUGGUGGGGUGGGGCCCUCCUCGCGUCUCCCCGGCCCCCCAGUCCAGGAGCUGAGAUUGAUCCCAAGUAACCGGGCUCCGAGGAUGUGAGGAGCCUGGCUUCUGGGUGUCCCAGGCCAUGGACAGUGAACUUGGCCCUUGUCUAAUGCCCACUCCUCUCCUUGGCUGAGGGAGACGCCCCCAGAGAUGAGUCGGACACCCCAGCCGCCCACACUCAGCUCAGCCAAGUGUCACAAUGACCAGGGAAGCCUGAGGCCCAGAGGACAGGGGUCCCAGGAGUAAGGGAUUUCCCGCAGUCCCUUAGCAUUGCCUUGUACCAAACCACGUGGUUUGCAGCUUUUCUACA
Choloepus didactylus (southern two-toed sloth) is the source of this 2101-nucleotide messenger RNA. RefSeq names its product carbohydrate sulfotransferase 8 (gene CHST8). The record is from RefSeq and is a predicted model, not a curated record. The coding region runs from base 286 to 1701 and encodes 471 amino acids. Gene Ontology annotation, cellular component: membrane. The transcript has 5 exons. Gene Ontology annotation, biological process: proteoglycan biosynthetic process; carbohydrate biosynthetic process. NCBI's taxonomy places the organism in Eukaryota, Metazoa, Chordata, Mammalia, Pilosa, Megalonychidae. Gene Ontology annotation, molecular function: sulfotransferase activity.